CUCUCACUUAAUGUUGCAUGCUUGAAACGCCCCAUUCAUCAUUUAUCUCUUUGCAGAUAAGAAGAUGGCUUUUUCUGGUAUCCUCAGUGAGGCUGACAUCUCCGCUGCCCUCAAAUGCACAGAAGCCAAGGACUCUUUCAACUUCAAAACUUUCUUUGCCAAGUCUGGUCUAAGCGGCAAGACUCACGCUGAAGUCAAGAAAACCUUCGAAAUCCUGGACCAGGACAAGAGUGGCUUCAUUGAAGAAGGUGAGCUGAAGCUGUUCCUGAAGAACUUCUGCGCUGAUGCCAGGGAAUUGACCGACUCUGAAACCAAGAUCUUUCUUUCAGCUGGUGACUCAGACGGUGAUGGCAAAAUCGGAGUGGACGAAUUCCUAGCUUUGGUCAAGGCUUAAAUUAACCUUUUAAUGGAUGAUCCUAGAAGUAU
Messenger RNA from Bufo bufo (common toad), 426 nucleotides. Its product is annotated as parvalbumin beta-like. Gene Ontology annotation, cellular component: nucleus; cytoplasm. Lineage: Eukaryota; Metazoa; Chordata; Amphibia; Anura; Bufonidae. The transcript is spliced from 4 exons. Bases 65 to 394 code for a protein of 109 amino acids. Gene Ontology annotation, molecular function: calcium ion binding. The record is from RefSeq and is a predicted model, not a curated record.